Molecule: messenger RNA, 846 nt
Organism: Leptopilina boulardi
Lineage: Eukaryota; Metazoa; Arthropoda; Insecta; Hymenoptera; Figitidae
Gene: ksh
Product: protein kish-A
Exons: 3
Coding region: 153-371 (72 amino acids)
Biological process (GO): intracellular transport; protein secretion
Source: RefSeq, a predicted model, not a curated record
CUUUUCUAAAAUUCAAGAUGGCUGCGUCCAUUGUUGCUCAUUGUCUUCCGACACGUCAACAUUGUCGACGUUUUUUGCAUGUGAAACAUUUAUUUAAAUCAGUUUUACUUAACUGAUUAGUUGAUUCGAUAUAGAAUUGUUUGUCUAAUGCAAUGUCUGCCCUAUUUAAUUUCCAGAGUCUGCUGACAGUAAUUCUGCUGCUAAUUUGUACGUGUGCGUAUAUUCGAUCUAUAGUGCCCAGUUUGCUGGAUAGGAAUAAAGUUGGAUUCCUGGGGAUCUUCUGGAAGUGUGCCAGGAUUGGGGAGCGAAAGAGUCCUUAUGUUGCAUUAUGCUGUCUCUUCAUGGCUUUCAGUAUAUUGUUUUGGUCUUGAGAGGAAUAGGAUGGUUGUAAAAAAAAAACAAAUAUAUAUAACAUUUUAAAUCGACCAAAGUUGGACCAUCUGUGUGUAUUUAGAGACGCGAUAAAGGUAAUGUCCACAAAAAAAUGAAAAAUGUGAGAAUUACGUUCGUAUGACAAACAUUUUGUAUUUGUUCCUUCGACUGGAAUAUACAUAAAAAAUACACUUAUGUAAGCUUAAAGUAGGUCUAUGAAAACAAAACAAUAAUGCUAGUUACACGAUAUACAUUAUUUGUCAACACGUUAAGAUAGCGAAGCUAUACUUAUAUAUAAUUGUCCAAUUUUGAGCACAUUCUUUUUUUUUUUUUUUUUUUAUUCUCAGCUUAUUCUCACAAUAUAUAUAUUUUUCUAUAAACAACAACGUCUUUAAAUAUAAUCAUUAUUGUAAUAAUAGUAAUAAUAUUGAGCAUCGUUCAAUACUGUAGUCAAUUACACUUAUCAUAACAUCA